AUGUCGCUUCUUCCGGAAAUAAUCUUUGAUAUCUUAUUGCGGCUGCCGGUAAAACCUCUGCUACGUUUUAGAUGCCUUUCAAAAGUAAUGUUCUGUACAAUCGAUGAUUCAGAUUUCAUCAAGGCUCAUCUUAACAGGUCAAUUGAAACCAACACCCACAAGAAGCUGAUUCUUGUUUCCCGUAGACAAACUUUCCCUGUACUUUGCACCUUGGAUUUCGACGACGGAAUGAAAGAACGAGUUAAGCUCGAUGACCCACUUAACCAUAGCCAUAGAUGGUGGGCCUACCGCGUCUUAGGUUGCUGCAACGGUUUGAUUCUAUUAUACGUAGACAUCAUAAAGAAACUUAUCUUAUGGAAUCCGUUUACUAAACGGCACAAAAUAUUAAAAGCUCACGCAAAUGAAUCACUUAGACGCUACGAUGGUUUUGGGCUCGGGUACGACGCUGCCAGCAAUGACUACAGGAUUGUGGUGGUUCCAUAUAAAAUGCCAAAAGAAGUUUGGAUUUAUAGUUUGAGAUGUAAUUCUUGGAAAAAAGUUGAUGGUAUAUGGUUCGAGCUCCACCUAUGUGAUUUGGGGAUGUUUGUUAAUGGUGUUCUGUAUUUUGGUGGGAAAUAUUUGGACAAGAUAGUUGCUUUUGAUAUUACAACAGAGACUUUCUGCACAUACCCAUUACCUCAAACUUCCAGAUUUUCAAACAAUUUGUGUGUUUUAGAGGGGAAACUAUGUUUUUAUACGUGUACAAGAAAUGGAACAAUUGAAAUUUAUGUUGGUGAUAAGCAAGAAGAUGGGCUAACUUGGAGCAAAUUGACAACAAUUAGAAGUAAUAGUAUAUUAUGUGAAACACCUUUGUUCUAUUCCAGGGAGGGGAAUAAGGUUUUGGUUUUUGAGGAAGAUAAUAACGUUGUUUGGUGUGACCUCAACGAGAAUGGAAUUGAACGGGUCAAGACAGUAAAUGAUAUCAAAAAACACUACCAAGUGAUAUGUUUUAAUUAUUCAAGUACAACUUGUUGGGAAAGUCUUGUUUCCCUUGGCCAUGAUAGUAGAAAUUAA
Messenger RNA from Jatropha curcas, 1053 nucleotides. RefSeq names its product F-box protein CPR1. The record is from RefSeq and is a predicted model, not a curated record. Gene Ontology annotation, molecular function: protein binding. Lineage: Eukaryota; Viridiplantae; Streptophyta; Magnoliopsida; Malpighiales; Euphorbiaceae.